AUGAGGCAGCUGGAGGCCGAUGGUGCACAGUGGGGACCAUUUGACGAUGAGGAAGAGUGGGAGUUAGCAAAAUGGCUGAUCCAAAACGUCGGACAAAAUCAAACUGACAAGUUCCUAAAACUACCUAUUAUACAAAACCAUGCACAAGUGUCUUACCCCAACAACCGCAAUUUCCUCAAGAAGAUCGAUGGUUUGCCAACGAAGGGCCCAGAGUGGCACUGUGACAUCAUCAGUGUGGCGGGGGACCAAGUUGACACCAACAGAGAUAUGAUGUCUGCUGAAUUGGAGCUGUGGCGGCGCAACCCUGUCGAGUGCAUUAGAGAGCUGAUGGGGAAUCCGACAUUCUGUGAGAAGAUGGCAUAUGCCCCCGAGCGAGCAUAUGAGGAUACUGAAGGUAGAAGGAGGAUAUACGAUGAAAUGUGGACGGCUGACUGGUGGUGGGAUACUCAAGGCAAGAUGCCCAAGGGUGCAACCAUUGCACCUGUGAUCCUUGCCUCCGAUAAAACAUUGUUGUCCCAAUUCCGAGGAGACAAAUCAGUGUGGCCAGUCUAUUUGACGCUUGGGAACAUCAAGAAGGCAACACAAAGGUGUCCAAAACAGCAUGCAGCCAUUCUGCUCGGUUAUCUCCCAGCGGCCAAACUGGACUGCUUCGGCAAGGGCACCCAUUCUAUGGUGUGUGCAGACGGGUGCAUCCGACGAGUACACCCAAUCCUGGCGGCAUAUGUCGCAGACCACCCCGAACAGUGUUUGGUGGCCUGCACGAAGGAGAGUUUUUACCAAGAGCGCACUAUGACAAUAUUAAAACAUAAAGAAACAGGGAGACAAGUAGCUGCUUACAAUCGCGAGGGUCUACGCCCAGUCUAUCGGCCCUUUUGGGCAGAUCUCCCGCAUUCUGACAUCUUCGGGGCCAUCACGCCAGACAUACUCCACCAAUUACACAAGGGUGUGUUUCAUGACCACCUAUUGAAGUGGUGUACUCAGAUCGCGGGUGAAGAAGAAAUAGACAAACAUUACCGUGUGAUGACGAACUACCCGGGUCUGCGUUACUUCACCCAGGGCAUCUCUCUCGUCUCACAAUGGACUGGUACCAAGCAUCAAGAGAUGCAGCGUGCGGUCCAACCUGCAGUCGCACAAGCAGCUCGAGCGAUCAUUGAUUUCAUUUUUUAUCUCGAAGUGCGGGAAGAUUUCAACAUACCUAAGAUGCACUCCAUGCAACACUAUGUUGCAUCUAUAAAGUUGCACGGAUCAGCGGAUGGAUUCAACACAGAAUUCCCGAAGAGGUUACACAUCAACUUCGCAAAAAAUGACUACGUUGCACAAAUGACCAAAUGGUUAGCUCGUCAAGAAGCUGUGGAACAAUUCGACGCUUACCUGGACUGGACACUGAAGAGAGUAGAUAACGAGGCUGAUGAUGAUGGUGGCGAUGCGGGGUUAGAAGGAUGUGAGGCAGCCGAAAAUCAACAACCGCCUAAACAAGGCACGACAGCUGACUCAAUACCCGUGGUAACUCACAUUCUAGCAUCUCGCCCAUCUUUCCGGGCAUUGACUGUUCCAUUCAUCACCCAAAUGUUCGGCGGUCUCAGCUUCCUGCCAGCAGUCUCUCAGUAUCUGCGUGUCUCGUCACUCCAUGUUCCUGCGAUGUCUCAUUCAGCUGCACCUGAGCUGUCGCAAUGGGACCGCUUUGAUGCAUAUCGGCAUCUCUCGAUUCCAUACCUCAAGGUGCGAGCUUUGCACAUGUCAAAGACCUUGGACAAAAUAUGUGCGACACCAUCUACACCUCCGUCGGGGCGUUCACAAGGCUCGCCAGGUCGAUUUGACAUGGUACUUGUCCGAACAGAAGGGGAGGUUAAUGUUCAUACACAAGGGACUGCACUUGAAGGUCUACGAGUCGCGCAGGUCCGAUUCCUAUUCGACCUCCCACCCCACCUGCGCAUUGCCGGCCAACCGUUUUAUCUCGCACUCAUCAAGUGGUUCAAACCAUUUCAUGGGUGCAACAAUCUGUUGAAGAUGCACAGCGUGUCUCGAUCAUACGUAGGCCAAGCGCCUCGUGCAGAAGUGAUUCCAAUCACUCACAUUGUAGGGAGUUGCCAUUUGAUACCGAAGUUUGGUACACACGCAGAUCCAAUGUGGCGAGCAGAUGAGGUCCUGGAUGUCUGCAAGACAUUCUAUGUCAAUCCAUGGAUUGAUAUCACAAUGUUUUUCAAGUUUCGCGUUAGUUAG
This is a messenger RNA of Suillus clintonianus, 2220 nucleotides long. RefSeq lists its product as uncharacterized. The record is from RefSeq and is a predicted model, not a curated record. Bases 1 to 2220 code for a protein of 739 amino acids. NCBI's taxonomy places the organism in Eukaryota, Fungi, Basidiomycota, Agaricomycetes, Boletales, Suillaceae. The transcript is spliced from 10 exons.